GUACUUUGAUUAAUGGAGAUACUCAAUGUCUUAUGCAGACAUCAUCAGGGUGUAUUUCUGACUAAAGAGCACAUUCAUUUACACCAAAUAACAUCAUACACACUAAGAGAAAAAUGGGUGUAGGAGAUGAGUAGAAUUAAUGGAUAUGUAAUUUUAGAUGCAAAGUUUGGAAAGAAAGCAGUCACAAGGUAUAAUAGAAUCUAGAUCCAAAAAUGAGAGGGAAUUUUCAGUUAAAAGGAAUCUAUCCAGAGCAUGUAUUUAAAAAUAAAGCAGUAUCCAUACCAUCAGGAACAGAAAAGGACGAACUGCAAAUAUUUUAUAACAUAUAUUAUGCAAUUAAAUAAUUCUCUUAUUAUUUUGCCAAAGAAUGGUAAAUUCGAAGAAAAACGACAACAACUGUUAAAUUAAUAAAAUAGACUUAAGAAAGAAGCCUAAAUACCAUUACUAUCUAAAAACUUAAGAAUUAGAAUAAUUAUUUUCAAUAAAAAGAAUAAAUACAUUUAUGGAAAAAACUUUAAAGAAUGAAUUUUAAAUUAGUCUGGUCAUAAUUACUAAUUAUCUAUUGA
This is a messenger RNA of Paramecium sonneborni, 566 nucleotides long. NCBI's taxonomy places the organism in Eukaryota, Ciliophora, Oligohymenophorea, Peniculida, Parameciidae. The record is from the annotation of a GenBank genome assembly.